AUGUCAAGCCAUCGCCAUUUGUCCCCCAGCCGUGGACGGCACUCUAUGAUGGAUCCCAUGCGAGCUUCAACUGGCACGGUCCAGAUGGCAUCCUCCUACGACCCGUAUGAUGCGCCCCGCCGCCACAAUUAUGAUGACUACCCGUCCGAUACUGGAUACGCCAGUGCCUAUGGGUAUCGUCCAGCGCGGGCAUCGACGCUGGAGGUCCACCCAGUCUCGUCUCAUCGAAUCCAUGACCCGACAGCAUCCGCCAAGAAGCGAACUGAGUACAGCGUCCAGCCCGCUAGGCAUAGAAGCAGCACCACAUCUGCAGCAGACCUUUACCCCCAGAUCCGUCUAGCAGCACCCCACACAUCCCGUCAUCACCUCUCACCUGUGCAACACCCAGCACAUCGACCUAUCCUGGGUCCUCUUCCAUCAGCAUCGGAGCCGCAUGUCGUCCCUGCUUCACCUCGACACCCCGCACACCUGCGCAUGCAAACCACCGAUUACGCCAGUGAUAAUGGACGCCGUGACCCGAGAGACGAUGGGAGACAUCGGACAGGUCAUGGCUCGCCGAGACAUUAUCCACCGUCCCACUCAGGACGUCAUCCAGCUUACGAUGGACUGAGAAAGGGUGAUGACAUUGACGAUUUCGAUGCUUACUCUUACACCACGCCUCGCGAGCAAUUCGACCGAGACUACCCGGUAAAGCCUCGUCCCCGCAACCACAGAUAUUCACUCGAUCGACCGAUGAGCAUCUCUGGGGCGGAAGACAGUCUCCAGUGGGUGGCACGAAAGGAACGCCCCCAUGGCCCACCUCCAACUUCCUGGGGAUUUGAUAAGAUCCCCCGAGAGCGACAACGAAGCUCCACCCGCAGGCGGGAUGACCAUCGUGAUGCCCAUAGGCCUAAAGAAGGGGCACAUGACCAGGCUCUAGUCGCCGUGCCUCAUGAUUCUGACGAGGAGUACUUUCCUCGUCAUGAGCGCUCCCAUCGCCGUCACCGAAGACACCAUGAAAGCGACCGAGACCAUCAAUAUGGAGACCACCACACGAAGCCGCAAGAAAGCGCCUCACUGACCGCAAUGGGACUUGGAACGGCGGCUUUAGGCGGGGGGUAUUCCGACGUCGAGGACUUCGAGCAUCACCGUCCAUCAAGGCGCGUACACAGACGUGCCCAUGACGAUCGUGAAGGCCGUGGCCAUGACACUGCACAGCCAACAUCCCGGGAGCUGGUAACGGCAGUGCCUAGCACCGAAAGGAGCAACCAAGGCUACCUAGACCCAGAAGACGCUCACCGUCACGAUCGGCGGCGACGCUCUCGACGACGAACACAUCACAAUGAUGCGGACACGUCCGAUGAUGACUUGAAGAAUUACAGGAGGGAGGCCGCUGCGCCAGCACACCCGCGCCAGUCGACCAACAGUAGCACGGAUACUUUUGAGAGUGAGCGUGAUCACAGCCGUGAGCGCUCACGGCAUCGCAGACAUCGGGACCACUCGCGUGGACAUCGGUCGUCUCGCUCCCGCCACCGCUUUUUAGAAGAUGGCACUUCUAGCGAGCCACGUCGUUCGCCGCCUAAUGACAUGUCCAAGGAUGAUCCCAGAAGGCUGGUUGCGGUCGAACCACCAGUUGGUCCAAAGGAGCCUGAGGCGCCUCCUAAGGGAAUUCUCAAGGCCCCUCGUGAGGCCUUCCCUGAAGAACCCAACCCAGUGAGAGAGGGGGUGGCUCCCCUCAAGGAUGCUACCAAAGAGGGCAUCCCGCCAGGCGCUCGCUGGACGAAGAUCGACCGGCGGCUGGUCAACCCGGAGGCACUGGAAGCAGGCAAUGAGCGAUUCGAGGAGCGGUCGGACUAUGUGAUUGUGCUGAGGGUGUUGACAAAAGAAGAAAUCCAACUAUAUGCUGUGAAAACACAAGAGAUCAGAGGUGAGUGCAACUGCUCUUGUUCUAUUCUUAUUGAGGCUCGCGAGCCCUAUGACGAGACUGUUUACUGA
Penicillium salamii is the source of this 1974-nucleotide messenger RNA. The record is from the annotation of a GenBank genome assembly. NCBI's taxonomy places the organism in Eukaryota, Fungi, Ascomycota, Eurotiomycetes, Eurotiales, Aspergillaceae.